AUGCCCAAUUUACGAGGGCCGUCGGAGGAGAAACGUCAGAAGUGGCAGCGGCGACUCGCCGACCCGGGCGAAUCGGGUCGGAGAGUCGCCGGGGCCGUCCAGCCCAUCCUCUGCGAGUGGGUGGACAGGGGAUGGGGGACGUUGACCUACAGGACGACACAGGUUCUCUCCGGACACGGAUGCUUCGGGGAGUUCCUGUGUCGUAUCGGGAAGGAGCGCGGGCCGCACUGCCACCAUUGCGGGGCGGAAAGGGACACGGCGGACCACACCCUUGCCGAAUGUGCGGCGUGGGAUGUGGAACGCCGUGUCCUGAAAGACGUCGUGGGGGAGGACCUUUCGCUCCUGACCGUCAUGAGGAAGAUGGUCGGGAGCGAGAGGAACUGGAGGGCGGUCUCCUCCUUGUGCGAGCAGGUGAUGCUGCGGAAGGAGGAGGCCGAGCGUGAGCGCCGACCGGGGGUCGGCCGGAGGGGUCCCGGCCACGGAUGA
Ooceraea biroi (clonal raider ant) is the source of this 486-nucleotide messenger RNA. RefSeq lists its product as uncharacterized. NCBI's taxonomy places the organism in Eukaryota, Metazoa, Arthropoda, Insecta, Hymenoptera, Formicidae. The record is from RefSeq and is a predicted model, not a curated record.